This is a messenger RNA of Caenorhabditis elegans, 852 nucleotides long. RefSeq names its product Large ribosomal subunit protein uL22m (gene mrpl-22). The record is from RefSeq and is marked reviewed. Bases 2 to 784 code for a protein of 260 amino acids. Gene Ontology annotation, molecular function: structural constituent of ribosome. Gene Ontology annotation, cellular component: large ribosomal subunit; ribosome. NCBI's taxonomy places the organism in Eukaryota, Metazoa, Nematoda, Chromadorea, Rhabditida, Rhabditidae. The transcript is spliced from 4 exons. Gene Ontology annotation, biological process: translation.
AAUGCUGCGAGUUCUGGUACGAACCGGAUCAGAAGCGUGCCGUGCAGUGAGCACAUCGACCGCCGUGCUCUCAGUGCAUCCAGUCGUCAAGUCAGAAGAUCUUUCAGCAAAAGAGAUUUGGGAUCGCCGCUCGAAACUUCGUGUUCCGAAAUUGCAAAAAGACGAGCAAUUGUCGUCGAAAGUGUAUUUCGCACCCGAAUGGGAUCUUGAGAAGAAGCCGAAUCUUGAUGAAGGAUUUGUAAAUCCACUGAAAGGAUAUGGAAUGACACCUGAGAAAUGGGAAUAUUAUAAUAAGGUCGUAUGGCCACCAAACUACAUUGUACCCGAAACAGGGCUCCCAAAACCGAAAGAAGUAUUCCAUUGCAAGGAAUCGGUUCAUUUUUCGCCCAAAAGAAUGUGGGCGGCAUGUCAAUUGGUUUGGAAGAUGAAUGUUGAUGAAGCAAUCACACAAUUGGAUAUGCAACAGUUAAAGGCGUGCAACCUUCUGAUGGAUACAAUCAAGAAAGCGAAAAGCCGAGCAGCCGACGAAUUCCAUAUCGAAUAUCCGUCACAAAUGUAUGUGGCCGAUGCGUUCCCCGUUCAAUCGAAUAUUGUUAAAGGAGCCCGCCGUCACGCUCACGACAACUGGAACACCAUUCGAUACCGAUACAUUCACAUUUUCGUCCGUCUAGAAGAAGGUCCGGCUCCACAGCAAAAACAACGUCAUCCACAGAAAAAUGGUUGGGAUCAUAUGGACGAGUACUACAAUUAUCUUCGCUCUCGAACCGUUAAAUAUAGUAUUUAGGAACUUUUUUAGACAAUUUUUUCGUUUUUUUUUGUUAUAAUUUUUGUUGAUCGAUUGGUAAAAUUUUU